Messenger RNA from Venturia canescens, 752 nucleotides. RefSeq names its product serine protease inhibitor 3/4-like. The transcript has 5 exons. The record is from RefSeq and is a predicted model, not a curated record. NCBI's taxonomy places the organism in Eukaryota, Metazoa, Arthropoda, Insecta, Hymenoptera, Ichneumonidae. The coding region runs from base 17 to 637 and encodes 206 amino acids. Gene Ontology annotation, molecular function: serine-type endopeptidase inhibitor activity.
GGUUACGCUACCGACUAUGAACGUUGCUGAUUAUUUCCAAUAUGGCCGAAUAGAGAGCGUCGAAGCUCGGUUCGUUGAAAUUCCUUACGAGAGCUCCUACAAUAUGAGCAUGUACGUUAUACUUCCGGACAAAGUCGAAGCUGAUAAUUCGAGACUGUUGCGUCAACUUCGGCCCGAGAUCCUAACGAGGAUGCUUUCGAACAGCACAGAGAAAUUCGUCCAGCUUUUGUUACCGAAAUUCAAGAUCGAAACUGAAGUUCCCCUUCAUAAAGCAUUUUCAAGGUCAUGUGAUUGGAACUGUUUCCCAUUCAAUCUGAAAACCAACUCAUCAAAAAUCUCUGACACUCCUCGAUUUCACCGUGUACGACAAGCCAAAUCAAAAGUCGUUUUCGAAAUAGACGAAGAAGGCCUCCAAACUCCGAUUUCACAUGGAGGGCUUCCCGGGAGAAAUGAUCGCUUCAAAAAGAAUCCACAGUAUUUCAUAGACGAAGACAAAUUCGUGAUGUUCGCAGCGAAUCGUCCUUUCAUUGCAAUUGUCGUCAGCAAGGGAAAAGUUUUCAUUCCUAUUUUUUACAUCGAUUUUACUCUCAGUCAAUUCAGAGUCAAAACAGGUCGUCGUCGGCCCACGUCUCCGUGAGCUGCGUGUCGAGAAAAUGCUCAACAAUUCUGUCUCCAAUUAGCAGCGUUCAACUUCCAAACCCUCCCAUGAUGAUGAGCUGAUCUCAUGACUCGAGUUCGAGGCGUUUUUCGAC